Messenger RNA from Rosa rugosa (rugosa rose), 1496 nucleotides. RefSeq names its product protein DOS2-like. Gene Ontology annotation, cellular component: cytoplasm. The record is from RefSeq and is a predicted model, not a curated record. Bases 92 to 1345 code for a protein of 417 amino acids. The transcript has a single exon. Lineage: Eukaryota; Viridiplantae; Streptophyta; Magnoliopsida; Rosales; Rosaceae.
ACUCAUCUUGGACUCUAAUAUAUAAAUAUCUCGCCACCGCCGGCCUUAUUCUGAUAUAUUCAAGUUUCACCAAAUAUCAAACCCCCCUCCCAUGGAUUUCUUCAAGUCCGUCUUCUCCGACGAUCCCGAUCCCUCCGACGACGACUCUAACUCACUCACCCAAAACGACGCCGUCGCCGCCAGCCACGACCCGGAGCAAAGUCCGCAACCGGACUCCGGUACCGGCGCGUGGAGCUUCGGGGGUCUGAUGACGACGCUGGCGACGAGGUCCGAGUCGGUGCUGCAGACCUACCGCCGCGAUCUCGCGGAGCUCGGGUCGGGGCUGAAGAAGGAGACGGCGGUGAUCCGGGAGGUGGCGUCACGCGCCGUGAAGGAGCUCCCUGCUAAGCUGGAUGUCGGCGCGUCGGUGGCGCAGGUGUCGCUGGAGUCGGUCGGGCAGGCGAUCGACGACAUCGGAAGCAGCGUGUGGAAGUCGACGGCGGAGAUCAUCUCUCACGGUAGGGAAGCUAUGGCUGAUGAUAUUGAAUCUGAUAAUAAUUCUGAAAAUAAUGCUAGUGAGAGGAGAUUGAGUAGCAGUGGUAGAUAUAGUAGGUUUGAAGCUCAGGUUAAGGCAAUUCAGAGUAAUAUGAAUACUUACUUGGAGGAACCGGAGGAUUUGGAGAGCUAUGGAGAGUGGAAAUUAGGGUUUGUGUUGGAGGAGAAAGCAGAGGAAAUUGAGAAUUUGAUGAAGGAAAAUGGAGUGAUUGGUGAGAUUCAUGAGGAAAUUGUGCCUGUUAAGGUUGACAAUGGGAGUUUCUGGAGUAGGUACUUUUAUAAGGUGCAUAAGUUGAAGGAAGUGGAGGAUGCUAGAGCUAAGCUUGUGAAGCGUGCCAUUUCCGGUGAAGAAGAGGAUUUGAGUUGGGAUUUCGAUGACGAUGAGGACGAGGAGAAGAAGAAGAAGAAGGAAGAGGGUGAUGGGUUGGAGUCGGAGGCUGGUCCUAGUGGGAGUGUGGAGUUGGAGAAGGGAAACCAGAGUUCUGAUGAUGCUGUGGGUGUUGAAAGUGUGCCGAGGCAGUCCGUCAGCAGUGACAAGUCGGAGGCGAAAUCAGAGGGGAAGACGGAUAGUGGCGAUUCUUGCAAAGAGAGUGAUAUUUCGAUUGUAUCGAGCCAGCCGUCAAUGCCAGGGGAAGAAGAUCUAGGGUGGGAUGAGAUUGAAGAUAUUGGAAGCAGUGAUGAGAAGAAAGGGGAGGCUGUUGGGAGCACAAGUAGAGUCGAUUUGCAUAAGAGGCUUAGUGCUGCAGAGGAAGAGGAGGAUUUGAGCUGGGAUAUCGAAGAUGAUGAUGAAGAUGAUGCUAUUAAAUCAUGAUAAGUUCUCUAUGAUAAUUGUUCAUUUGGUUCAUAUAGUUUACCACGUACAUAAUUGUUCUCAACAUAUGUUCUUUUCAGUACAUAAGUGAUUGCAUUCACAUCAAUGCCACAUUUUAUAGUUCAAUAUAGAAAAUUUGGUUUCGUGUCAA